AUGGCCGUGUUGAACACGCACAAAGGGUUGUUCGCAUACAACCGCCUCGCGUUCGGAAUUGCAUCGGCUCCGGCUUUGUUCCAGCACCGCCUCAAAUCCGCUAUGCAAGGGCUCCCUCGCGUCAAGGUGUACUUGGAUGACAUCAUUAUAGCCGAAAAGCAGAACGACAAUUCAACUCUGCGGCAAGUCCUCGAGCGCCUGCGCGCCAAUGGACUCAAGUUGAACCGUGACAAUUGCAGGUUCCGCGAGAAUCAAGUUUCGUUCUUGGGCUACAAGAUCGACGCAACUGGUCUACACCCUCCUGAGAAUAUGGAAGCCAUCACAAACGCACCAAUACCGCAGACGCAAUUAGCGGACUUGAGCCGAUCGGACGACACGCUGCAUCAGAUCAGGGGGUGGAUCACAAAUGGCUGGCCGCGGCAGUUAUCGGUAGCACAGCAACACCUGAUGCCGUACUUCUCUCGCCGUAAUGAAACGACACCAAUGGAAGGAGGAAAAUCGCCCGCAGAACUGCUGUUGGGCUUCCGUCCCCAUAACCAGGCUGACCACUUCACUGACAGACAAAAAGGAGCGGCAAAAGCACCAACACGAUGUCAACCUGGCCAGCAAGUAUGGUCACGCCAGUAUCAGUCUGCUCGGAAGCUGAUGCCGGCGACAGUAGUGUCCACAAAGGGAGCACGGAUGGUUACACUGGAAACACCAGAGGGACCGCUACGGCGCGACGUAGACCAACUCCGGCCACGGCUCGGCACAGGGUCGUCACCUAGCAAGCCGAGCGAAGUCCAGACCGGCAACGAAUCUCAGUGUAGCGCCGAGCAGGCCGCAGCUCAUGAAGGCAACCAGCCGGUGCACUGCUGCUGA
This is a messenger RNA of Dermacentor andersoni, 861 nucleotides long. NCBI's taxonomy places the organism in Eukaryota, Metazoa, Arthropoda, Arachnida, Ixodida, Ixodidae. The record is from RefSeq and is a predicted model, not a curated record.